This is a messenger RNA of Acinonyx jubatus (cheetah), 8030 nucleotides long. Its product is annotated as leukocyte immunoglobulin-like receptor subfamily A member 6. Gene Ontology annotation, molecular function: inhibitory MHC class I receptor activity. NCBI's taxonomy places the organism in Eukaryota, Metazoa, Chordata, Mammalia, Carnivora, Felidae. Gene Ontology annotation, biological process: cytokine-mediated signaling pathway. The record is from RefSeq and is a predicted model, not a curated record.
CAUAAGAGACUCUUAAAUACUGAGAACAAAGCGAGAGUUGAUGGAGGGUGGGGGAGUGGGGAAAAUGGGUGAUGGGCAUUGAGGGCACCUGUUGGAAUGAGCACUGGGUGUUGUAUGGAAACCAAUUUGACAAUAAAUUAUAUUUAAUAUAUAAAAAAGAAAGUAGGGGUAGAAGGGACAUACCUCAAGAUCAUAAAGGCCAUAUGCAAAAGACACACAACUAAUAUCCUCAAUGAGGAAAAACUGAGAAAUUUCCCACUAUGAACUCCACCACGAAAUAUCAAGACACAGAUGUCAUGGGUAUACUGUGCACACCAGCAGUCUCCUGUUCUGUCUCCAUCUCUGCAAAAUUUCCCAGCCAGUGACCCCUUGGAUGGCUGCCCAAUAUCCUCCUCACUGCUCUCCUUCCAGAACUCACCAUAUCCACCAGACUCCCUGUUCCCCAAGUACUUCAGUCUGUGCAUUGCAUCUGACAAAGUGUCCUCAACAUUGUUUUCCAAUUUUAUAUUCUGCUCUUCAUCUGUGUCUUCUCAAUAAUGGUAAAAAUAGUUUGAGACUGUUCCAUCUAGUCUUUUUUUUAAAGUUUAUUUCAAGUUAAUUAACAUACAGUGCCGUUUUGGUUUCAGGAGAGGAACCCAGUGAUUCAUCUCUUACAUAUGACACCCAGUGCUCAUCCAAAAAGUGCCCUUCUUAAUACCCAUCACCCACUCAGCCCAUUACCCCACCCACCUCCCCUCCAGCAACCUUCAGUUUGUUCUUGGUUUUUAACAGUCUCAUGGUUUGCCUCCCUCUGUUUUUAUCUUGUUUUUCCUUCCGUUUUGCCAUGUUCAUCUGUUGUCUUUUUAAAAUUUCAAUAUGAGUGAAAUUAUUUGACAUCUGUCUUUCUCGGACUGACAUAAUUCACUUCGCGUAAUGCUCUCUAGUUCCAUCCAGAUUGUGGCAAAUGGCAAGAUUUAAUUUUUUUUGUUCCCUGAGUAGUAUUCCAUUGAGUACAUCUUUAUCCAUUCUUCUGUCAGUGGAUAUUUGGACUCUUUCCAUACUUUGGCUAUUGUUGAUAGUACUGCUAGAAACAUUGGGGUACAUGUGCCCCUUUGAAUCAGCAUUUUUGUAUCCUUUGAUUAAAUACCUAUUAAUGCAAUUGCUGGGUUGUAGGGUAGUUCUAUUUUUAGUUUUUUGAGGAACCUCUACACUGUUCUCCAGAGUGGCCACACUGGUUUGCAUUCCCACCAGCAGUGCACCAGGGUUCCCUUUUCUCCACAUCCUCUACAACAUUUGUUAUUUCUUGAGUUGUUAAUUUUAGGCAUUCAGACAGGUGUGAGAUGGUAUCUCAUUGUGGUUUUGAUUUGUAUUUUCUUGAUGAUGAGUGAUGUUGAGCAUCUUUUCAUGUGUCUGUUGGCCAUCUGGAUGUCUUCUUUGGAGAAGUGUCUAUUCAUGUCUUCUGCCCAUUUCUUCACUGGAGUAUUUGUUUUUUGGGUGUUGAGUUUGAGAAGUUCUUUACAGAUUUUGGAUAUGAGCCAUUUAUCCAAUAUGUCAUUUGAGAAUUUCUUCUUCCAUUCUGUCGGUUGCCUUUUAGUUUUGUUGAUUGUUUGCUUUGCUGUGCAGAAGCUUUUUAUAUUGAUGAGGUCCCAAUAGUUCAUUUUUGCUUUUAUUUCCCUUGCCUCUGGAGAAAUGUUCAAUAAGAAGUGGCUGCAUCCUAGGUCAAAGAAGUUGCUGUCUAUUUUCUCCUGUAGAAUUUUGAUGGUUUCCUGUCUCACAUUUAGGUCUUUCAUCCAUUUUCAAUCUAUUUUUGUGUAUGGGGUAAGAAAGGGUCCAGGUUCAUUCUUCUGUACGUCGCUGUCCAGUUGUCCUAACACCAUUUGCUGAAGAAACUGUCUUUUUCCAUUGGAUAUUCUUCCCUGCUUUGUCAAAAUUAGUUGGCCAUAUACUUGUGGGUCCAUUUCUGAGCUCUCCAUUCCAUUUCAUUGAUCUAUGUGUCUGUUUUUUUGUGCCAGUACCAUACUGUCUUGAUGAUUACAGCUUUGUAAUACAUCUUGAAGUCCAGAAUUGUGAUGCCUCCAGGUUUGGUUUUCUUUUUCAACAUUCCUUUGGCCAUUCAGUCUUUUCUGUUUCCACACAAAUUUUAGAACUCUUUAUUCUAGCUCUGUGAAGAAUGCUGGUAUUAUUUUGAUAGGGUUGCAUUAAAUGAGUAGAUUGCUUUGGGCAGUAUGAACAUUUUAACAAUAUUUGUUCUUCCAAUCCAUGAACAUGGAAUAAUUUUCUAUUUCUUUGUUUCCUCUUCAAUUUUUUCAUAAGCUUUCUAUAGUUAAGCAAACAGAUCUUUUUAUGUCUUUGCUUAGGUUCCUUUCUAGAUAUCUUAAGGGUUUUGGUGCAAUUUCUAAAUGGGAUCAAUUCCUUGAUAUCUCUUUUUGCUGCUUCAUUAUUGGUGUAAAGAAAUGCAGCUGAUUUCUGUAGAUUGAUUUUAUAUCCUGCACUUUGCAGAUGACAUGAUAGUCUUCAUGGAAAACCUGAAAGUCUCCACCAAAAACAGCUAGAACUGAUCUAUAGGUUUUUACCUCCAACGUAUUCACUAAUGCAUUUCUAAAUUUAUGUAUCUUCUAUAAUAUAAUCUCUGUUAUGGCUUCAAAACUUCAGUUUUCUUCUCUACUCUUUCAGAUGUGUAAUAUGGAUAACAUAAUGAGUUUCCUAUAUUCUUACUGUUCUAUAAUCUCAGCUAUGAUAAAUGACUUAUAGAGAGUCUGACGUCCAUUCAUAUUGUACACUCACCUCCACACACCUAUUUCCAGAAACAGUUGCUCCCAGGGCUGUCUUGAAGCUGUAAGGGGUGGAUAGUCAUGGAAACCUUGUCCUGUGGCCUCCACUCUCCCAACAUAGCAUCUGAUGAGGAAAAUUUGGGCAGUGAUGGCUCCCAUGGGAGCCACACAUUCACACAUGUACUGACACCCAUGUGGGGCUCCAACGGAAGGAAGCACUUUACACACAGACAGAGGGAACAUGGCUCAGUGCUGACCUUGGGCUGGAUCAGUGGGCAGAGACAUGUCAGGUCCCACUCCACACAUGGUGGAAGGUCAUGAAGCUUCCACAGUCACCCAGAAAGCACAUGCCCUUCCUGCCUGUGAACACCUGGCUGCCCCUCCUGGCCACACAGAGGCAGAAAUCAAAUUGGAUGACCCCCAGCUGGAUCCCAGGGACUGGUGGUCACUUGGCUUUAGCCUCUUUUUCUCUUGUGGUCCUGUCAAUUCUAGAAACGUUUGUUUCCCCUUUCUUGCAGUUGACGGAUGCCAGCUAUGUCAGAAACAUCAUAAAUAGCAUUUCUCCACGUUAGAAGCAGAUGGGUUCUCUAGAGAGGGUGUAUCCCUGGUCCAACCUGACUGUGGGGCCCAACACCUGGUCCUCUCCUGUCCCAAACACACCUCUCUUAUUCAGGUUGGGAAAUUAACAAUGAUUGAUUCUGCCAUGUUCCGGGUACCCCUGACCCCACACCCAUUGUGAGGAGUGGGGUUCAGGACAAAGUGCUACAGACCAGGUCCCUCUGCUAAGGUCACAUGGGCAGCAGAUGAUUGAGUAAUAUUUACAUUAGAAUUAGCUUUGUCCCCCAGAUCAGGGCACUCACCCAUGCAUUGUCCCCUACAUCUUGCAUGCAGGGCCCCAGAAUGGGAAGGAGGACUCUGCCCCAGACACAAGGGGCACUGAGAGACAGGAGGGACUCAUGGGCAUGUUCCCAGGAAGUGGAGGUGGAUGAUGACACAGGAAAAUAGAGAAGUCCAUGAAGGCUGUGACAGAAAGAAAGCCCACACUCUAAGGCCAGGAGAGGGCUGUGUUUCCUUCCCUAUUUCCCUGUAUUUCUCCUCUGUGUUCAUUGCCAUGGUGACCUUGACCUGAAUCAUGCAGAAAUGCCACAGGUAUGUCUGCACUGACAUGAGGCCACAGAAGAUCUAGAACCCUCGUCACCUACAGCGUCUCCAGAGCCUGGGAACCCCAUGUGUGGUGGCACCCCCAGGAUGUGGUGAGAAUGACGGAGAACCCAUAGGGGAGUCUCUGGGAGGGAAGGACGUGCCCUGGUCUCCUCACCUAGACAGGGCAUCUCAGGAAAACUCGGGGUCCACUUACUGCACCUUCAUGGACACCAGAGCCACCCCCUGGGGACAGGCUGUUCUCCUUCCUGUGGGGCUGCUGACGUGACAACCCCAUGACCAGGCGGACCAGCCCCCAAGUGGCCACACCCUGUGCUUCUGUCUGUCCUGCGGGCACUGAGAUCCCUCCAUCUGCACAGCAGGGCAGAGGCAGAGACGCCAUGAACCCCACCCUCACAGCCCUGCUUCUCCUCGGGCUGAGUGUGGGCCCCAGGACCCGAGGGCAGGCAGGGACCCUCCCCAAACCCACCAUCUGGGCUGAGCCAGGCCUUGUGGUCCCCUGGGGGACACCUGUGACCAUCUGCUGUCAGGGGACUCAGGAGUCCCAAGUGUUCCUUCUGGAUGAAGAGGGAAGAUUAGGGCUUCGGGAUGUUCAUUUCCCAAAGAAGCCUGGGAACACGGCCAAGUUCUCCAUCACACACAUGACAGAUAGACAUGCAGGACAGUAUCACUGUUCCUAUCGAAGCCCCGCUGGCUUGUCAGAGCGCAGUGACCCCCUGGAGCUGGUGGUGACAGGUUUCCAUGCCAAACCCACUCUCUCAGCCCUGCCCAACCCCAUGGUGACCUCAGGAGGGAAGGUGACCCUCCAGUGCACCUCAUGGACGGGAUUCCAUAGGUUCGUCCUGAUGAGGGAAGGAGAACCCAGACCCGCCUGGACCCUCGACUCCCAGCGACCCACCAGUGGACAGUUCCAGGCCCUGUUUCCUGUGGGCCCUGUGACCCCCAGCGCCAGGUGGACGUUCAGAUGCCAUGGCUAUUUCAACAACACUCCCCAGUUGUGGUCAUACCCCAGUGACCCCCUAGAACUGCUGGUCUCAGGUGUGUCCAGGAAGCCCUCCCUCCUGACCCAGCAGAGCCCUGUUGUGACCCCUGGACAGAGGCUGACCCUCCAGUGUCGCUCUCAUGUCGGCUAUGACAGAUUCGCUCUGUACAAGGAGGCGGCACAUGACCUUCCCCAGCACCUUAGCCGGCAGCCCCAGGCUGGGCCCUCGGGGGCCGACUUCCUCCUGGGUCCAGUGAGUGGCUCCCACGGGGGCCGGUACACAUGCUAUGGUGGACACAACCUCUCCUCCGAGUGGUCGGCCCCCAGUGACCUGGACAUCCUGGUCACAGGACAGCUCCCCUCCACACCCUCCCUCUCAGUGCAGCCAGGACCCAUGGUGGCCUCAGGGGAGAAUGUGAUCCUGCUGUGUCAGUCCUGGAGCUUUGUGGACACUUUCCUUCUGUCCAAGGAGGAGGCACCCGAACCCCCCCUGCGUCUUAGAUCAGAGUACCGAGAUGGGCAUUACCAGGCCAAAUUCUCCAUGAAUCCUGUGACCUCAGCCCAGGGGGGGACCUACAGGUGCUACGGCUCAUACAGCACCUCCCCCUACCUGUUGUCACACCCCAGUAACCUGGAGCUCCAGGUCUCAGUAGCAGCUGACACCAUCAGCCCACCCCAAAACAAGUCAGACCCCAACAUUGCCUCCAACUCCAGAGAUUACACGCUGGAGAAUCUCAUCCGCAUGGGUGUGGCAGGCUUGGUCCUGGUGGUCCUCGGGAUUCUGCUAUUUCAGCCUCGACACAGCCACAGAAGAACCCCAGAUGCAACCAGGAGACAAACACAAUGAGAAAAUGGAGGCAACCCACCAUUCUGUGUGGCAGAGCUCUGGGAAUGAACCUAAUGGUCCAGGGGGUUCUGGAAGAAAAUCUGCAGCUUUGCCAGCAGAACUGUCUGCUGAGAAACUGCCUGGGCUGUUGCCUGGCCAGGACUCUUCGUCCAUGAACUGUGAUACUUUCCCUCCUGCCAUUGAUGGAUUCCCUUCACUGCCACCCUGUCUUUUUUCAUCCCUGUGACAGGAGGGUACAUCUCACACUGGUUUAGGUUCAUACCUUCCUACAGUGUCAUGUUCUGGUCCACUUUACUGGGAUACAUUUUCCUUUAUUUUCAAUUUUCACAUUCCCUAAUGUGUGCUGUCUACUUCCAUUCCUUCAGCACCAAACAAAAUAUCUGUUUUAAUAAGCGAGUAAGUGGGUGAAAAUCAGAUCCACUUUGUGACAGAGAAAUCCAAAACCAAUGCCUUAACUCCCUCUGGACUCAUAAAGCUCUUUGCUCCUCAUCCAAUGAUUCCUGGGUAUUUUCCAGAAAUACCCGUAGUUGGACUGAGCACAGGGUUGUCUGAAGUGACAGCCUGGUGUUGGGCCGCUAUACUGGUUCAUGAAAUAAUCAUUUUUUAAAAAGCUGCUUCCCACGGCGUUUGCCCAUUUCUUCGGUGUAAACACGCCCUUCAUGGCCAACAUCAAGAUGUCAUGUGAAUGCACUGUGUGCCCAGCAUGGACACAGUCAUCUUUCACAGGUGAGUGUGAUCCAGCUGUGGGACACCUCACUGGUAACCCCAGCAUGUACGUAUGCUUCCUUCUAUUUGUAAGAUCCUUGGAUUUACUACCUCAGUGUAAUGCCACAGUUUCAGUGAAUUGUAAUCUCCAUUCCUAGUACAUUCACAUGAGAGGCAAGAGAACACAAUUGCAAAAUCGAUUGUUGGAGAAAAUACCGUGUACUUAGAAUUCCAAUACAUUACUGGUAGGAGUAUAAAUUGUUCCAUUCAAUUUGGGGAGUAGAUCAGAUUCACCUGGUCAAAGGAAGAGACACAGCUCUGUCCCACAACUCUAUGCCCUAGAGGAAACCGUGUGCAUAUGCAUGCUGAUAUAUGCAUGAGAAUAUUGACAAGGGUGUCAUUUAGUGUAGAUAAAACCAUACAAACAAAUCAACAGUUUCAAACACCACAUUAAAUAAAUGAAAGAAAACAUCAAGAAGCCUGUAUGUAGGAUUAUUCCAUCACAUACUUAAUGUCAAGAAGAGACCACAGUUAUUAUUUAAGCAGGCAUGACUAACUUCAGCCCUAUAAAGAAUGGAAGGAAAAGCUUCCUAUGCAAUCCAUUAUGGUGGUAACCAUAUAAAUGCCUGAGCUUCAUAUAGGUCUGUCCUUAAGAGUCUGCCUGUUCCACCUCACUACCUCCCCCUCUGACCUAUCCAAGCACUUUCCUGAGCAGCUGGCUCAGCUGGACCAUCACUCCCAGCUCAUUUGUGGACUGUCUUUCCCUCAGUCUCAGUAAAUUUAGGGCAGGCAGCUGUGUUCAGGGAUGCUGGCAUAUGGGGACAGGGUCUCUGCACUCCAUUCCCAGCAGAAACUUACUGGAGGCUUGACCUUGAAAACAGAGGCAGAUUCCCUCAGCCUUAGUGUUGUCAUGAAAAGCGGAAAUGAUAUUUUGGUGGUGGAGAGUUUCUGACACAAGGAAAUCUCCGAUGACAGGCUUUUGAAAUAAUUUAUGCUCCACAGACAGUAGUCCUUCCUUUAUUGACCUUCCUUGUGGAGAAGAGAAAAAAAUUAGGGCCCCUUGAAGAGAGGCUCCCAUUCCUUCCUGGGCUUUCCUUGCAGCAGGGUCCCAGAUGUGCUGGUCCCUUUCUAUGGCAGUGAUCAUGUGACCCUCCACACCUAUGGAAAGAGGGAUGCUCUGAGCUCCAGAAUAACCGGGUUCUCUGAGGUCCCAGAACAAGACAGUAGACCCCAAUCAAUAACUGUGGGCAUUGUAAAUGCCGUGAACAAAACAGCUCUUGGAGACUGUAGAGUCCACUUAGGAAGUUUUAGUGACACAGCAGAACAGAAAGACUGAGAAUAGUCUUAUAAGAAAGGAAGGACAAUAUCGUCAUCAAAUUUUGUUGCUUUGAUUCAGUGAGCCACAAUAGUUGGAAACAAGGAUUAUCAGAAAAUUUUGGGAUGAUAUCUAUGUUUCUGAAAAAGGAAGAGUUCAGCAGGCUGAUGAACAAUAUCUAAGUUGUCCAGCUACAGAAACAGCAAGAUACCAGAUUAUUUUUCAGACUUUUUUGGUGAUAUUUUAAAGAUUCAAUAAAAGCUGUACUGA